Ostrinia nubilalis (European corn borer) is the source of this 2434-nucleotide messenger RNA. Its product is annotated as protein FAM161A. Lineage: Eukaryota; Metazoa; Arthropoda; Insecta; Lepidoptera; Crambidae. The transcript has 6 exons. The coding region runs from base 205 to 2379 and encodes 724 amino acids. Gene Ontology annotation, cellular component: cilium. The record is from RefSeq and is a predicted model, not a curated record. Gene Ontology annotation, biological process: cilium organization.
UCCAUUUUUUUUCCAACUUGUAUCGACUAUAUUUCCAAAUUUCCCGCCCUGCUCUGCCUUGCGCAUAAAACCACCCGGUCGGAGUUUCUAUGGCAACUCGAUCGAACACAAACAGUAGGCAAAUUAAAGCCUAAGUUUAAGUUAAUGUAAUAUUUAACACUCGUUAGGCCAGCGCCGUUAUAAUGUCGUUACCAACGGUUAGGAAUGACGCAUCGGUGUAGUGUUUUCAAAAACUCGUGCCUCAGAUUGCCUGUUGACCCGAUAAGUAAAAUGCCGAAAACUGCAUACGAACGUAAGAAUAAACCAGUGCUUGAUCAAUGUUCUAUAAACUCCCCUUCAACGAUGUGCUCCGGUAGUCCCGACGUGGACGCCGAGAAACUUAAAGACUUUUACCGAAGCAUACCAGACUAUAACGAUAUUAAUCACUUACCAGAGGAAGAAUUUUAUUUCACUCUCCGAUCUUUACGGGAGAAAAAGAAGAAGAUGCUCAACGAAGCUGUCGAUCACAUUGAUGAUAACGGUUUUGAUAAUAAAAUUACAGAAGAUAUUUUCGCCAAAACUGAGGAUACUUGCUUCCUACCACCUGCUGUGACCAGCAAGAAAACCAAAUCAAAAAUAAAUUCCAACUUACGACACCAUUAUUGCGGUGAAAAAAAGGAUACUACGAAAACUGUGUCUGCAACAACAAGCAGCAUGAAAAAGAGUACUAAAAAAACCACGAUUAAGGACUUAGAAAAGAGUAUGCUAGAAGAUAUAAAAGUGACUUCGAUAAAAGGUAGUUCGAUGAAGGAAAGGCCUCAAGCAGAAAGACAAAAGCGAAAUCAUUCAGCAUGUUCCAUAACGUGGAAUGAUGCGACUUUGGAGAGAAAUGAAGUCGUUGACCACAAGUUUGAUCAGUUUUUUGAUGGAAAAAAGUAUAGUCCUGUGAGCAUGGACGAUGAAUUCAAAACUCAAAGUAUGCCGUCAAGUCCUUUGAGAUCGAGACGUGCAUCUUCACCGGUGCGGAGGAAAAACAUCACUAUCCCUAAACCGUUCAAAAUGACCGAGAGGGACGAAGAAGACCGCAUAGUACACGAAUUGCGUAGUCUGCGCAAAUCUUUUUCUGAGGACAUGCUUCACCAAAAAUGCCAGAGGAAGCAGUUCCGCGCCAACCCAGUCCCUAUUGAAUCUCGGAUCCCUUUAUAUGAUAAGAUUCUGGAAGACCAGGCUAUGAGACGAGCGAUCACAAAGAUCAACAGCGAGGCGGAACUACGAGCUCAGAUGAAACCGUUCAGCUUCACCAAGAGGGAAGAGAAGGGUCUCCCUGGAAUGUGCGACAGGGCCAUCCAUGCCUUACCUAAAGGCAAGAAGAAGAAAAGGUUCCGAGCAAGGCCGGUGCCGAAGAAUUUAUUCUCCAAUUAUUUUUACGAUAAAGUCAAAGAAGACGAGUUUUUUAGAUCAAUGAACCGCCGAAUCAGAGCUGAAGAGAUGCUCCGCGCUUCCAACUACCCCGGCACGAUGGCAGCUAGAGACCGCAGCCGGCUGUCCACGCCUGCCGCUCACAGCGACCUCCCGAUCGACCCGUCACCUGCCGUGCCCUCCUCCACCUCCUCAGACAGGAGGCCUUCGAGUCCCAUGAAGUGCAGGAGGAAGGAGAAGUGCGCUAAGGAGGAUCUGAUCACUACGAGCCCUCAACCGUUCCGGUUCACUACAGCUGAUAGAGCCGCUAAGAAAAUGCAGGAAGUCGCAAACAAGGUGUAUCAAGAGAGCAAAUGCACAGAAAGCGUUGGGGACAGCGCCGCUGCUGGUAUCGUUGGUGCUAGGGCCUAUUCAGCGCUGGACCUCCGGGCUGCGGCCUCUGGGAGGUCCAACCUGGCGGCACUCUUGAGGGCCGAAGCCGUCAGGAGAAAGUUUGAGAUGGAGUCGGCUAGACGCCUGGCUGAUCAACGCCGGAGGAUGGAAAUGCGACACCGAGACCGCCUGCUGAGGUCUAAGCCAGCCUGGCAUCUUGUAAAGAACAACCACGAAGAAGACAUCGCCAUGCGUCUGCAAACGCGAAGAGACGAAGAGAAAAUGAGACGUGAAGAAUUUCUUCAUGAAAUGGAACUGAUGUACGGAAGAGUUCAGCAGCAACCAAUGCUUUUCGAGAGGUAUUAUGCUCCCAGACCUCAUUAUCUACCUUCGGAAAUGUUGCAGCUGUCUCCGAGGAAAACAAACAAGAAACGAAGCUCAAAGAGCAAGUCUUACCAUUACAACAGUCCAAACAGAUCGCGAAAGGUGUCCAUAAAUGAUACCGCUGAAACUUUCAAUGGUGACCUAUCAGAAUAUCUGAAUAGAGUCGACGAUGACAAGUAUUCUGAUUCUGAAGUAGCUUUAGACAGCCUCGAUGGUAAAAGAUAAAUAACUUUGAUUGUUGUAGAAAACUUUAAUAAAAAUACCAAUAUAAAUGUCGUUU